GGAAGAAAAUCUUCUUUUUUAUUCAUUCGGUGUUGUGUGUGUAUUACGAAUAAAGGAUCGUAUGGGGUUAAAGAAGAGGGAUGAAUGAGUGGUGCGUGGUACGUGUCUGGAUUUACUAAUUUAGAAGCUCCACAACUUUGCUACAAAAUUUAACACACAAAAUCAUUUCAUGCACCCUCCACUUAGCACAACGCACCUUAAUUGCUUAUUGGUUUUCAAUUUUCAUUGCCGGGUUCAUCAACCUCCUCUCUUUAGCCUAAUCCCCCUUUUCUUUUUUCUUUUCUCAUUCAACAACAAAAAUAUGGUCCAUUAAUUGACGCCAGCUUAUCAUGUUAAGGAAUUUGAUGUUUUUCAUUCUGGAAGUGCGUACAUAUAUAUAUGAUGAUGGUCGGGAAAGAUCAAAUUUUCAGCUUUGUUAAGACACCUUCAUUGGUUAUCUUCGGGUUGUGUCUGGCUACUGUUACAUUACUCGGAGGUUUCCGUCUACGGUGGCCUCCCAACUUGGUGAAUUUUACCAUAGGACGCUUAGGUUAUUAUUCCACUGGUGGUGAAACAUGCGAGUUAUUCAAGGGUAAAUGGAUAUGGGAUGAGAAGAGACCUCCUCUGUAUACGAAUUUGACCUGUAAAACACUCCCUGAUAAGAAGAAUUGUCUGUUGCAUGGCCGAACGGAUUCCGACUACAUUCGGUGGAGAUGGAAACCGGCCGGCUGCGAGCUGCCGAGGUUCAACCCCAGUAAGUUUCUAAGUAUUGUGCGCGGGAAAACGCUGGCGUUCAUCGGCGAUUCUGUUGGCCGGAAUCAGAUGGAAUCGCUCCUUUGUCAAUUGUCAACGGAAGAAUCACCAAAUGAAGUGUACAAGGACGCAAAAGAUCGGUUCACAACAUGGCAAUUUCCAAAACACAACUUCACUCUCAUGGUCCUGUGGACCCGAUUCCUUGUCAAUUCUUCCCAGACAGUAGUCAACAGUUCAGUGACCGGCGCUUUCGACCUGCAUCUCGACAAGAUUGAUCUCAACUGGGCUCAAAACCUACCGGCUGUCGACAUUGCCAUCAUCUCGGACGCCCAAUGGUUCCUCAGGGAGAACUAUUUGUAUGAAGGUGGAGAACUUAUUGGAUGCAUUUACUGCCAGGAUCCAAAAGUGACCAACCUUGGCCCUGGUUUUGCCAUCCAAAGAGCCUUCAGAGCUGCUUUAAACUACAUCAAUGAUUGUAAAGAUUGCUCUGGCAUUCUCACUUUAUUGAGGACAUACUCGCCGUCUCAUUUUGAGAACGGCACCUGGAAGACUGGGGGGAGCUGCCUCAGGACCCACCCGUUUGGAACCGAGGAGAUUAAGGACCAUGUUGAGGAUCUAGAUUACAGGAACAUCCAAGUGACAGAAGUUGAGACUGCUAGGAAGUCGGGACAGAAAAAUGGGAAUGCUUACGGUCUCUUGGAUGUCACCGAAGCUAUGCUAAUGAGGCCGGAUGGUCACCCAGGACUGCACUGGCGAAGGAAGAAGAAGGGUUACAGUGAUUGCGUUCAUUGGUGCUUGCCAGGACCCAUUGAUGCCUGGAAUGAGCUUCUACUUGAGGUGCUCCGACAACACUCCCCUUUGCCCCUGCGAUCUAAACAGCACGCCUUGCGAUUCAACUGAUGCAGUUGGGAGGAACAACAAAUUAUGAGCUCCAUGCAGACUCCAAAACUCCAAGAAGUUUUGUUGUACUGAUCAUCAAAGCUCAAUAUUAUUUGUUCUCGUCGAGAAGAGAAUAAAUAUAAAGAUUGAAGAACCUGCAGCCCAUCUUUUUUAUCAGAACCAUGCUUAGUGUUACCCAACAAAUGGCAUUGUUGGCCGAAGGAGAACGAACUGUGGCAGAAUUUGUAAGAUGAGAAAAAGGAAGCAGUUAGGGAAGCUUAAUCGUCCUACCCAUUUCAGAGUUAGUUUUUGCUCGUACAAGCAGGAAACUCAACGAUGCAACCAAUUAAAGAACCUCCAAAAGCCCAAUCAUGAUCAAAUCAUUCUUCCUAUCUUCUUUUUCUAAUUUUAUAUUGGUUCAUAAGAUUGCAUAAGAAUUAAGGAAAACAAGUUAGAACUUAGAAGGCAAAUGCCUUCUUGAUGACCUGUGACAUUUUACUAAUCUAUUCUUUACAUUAUAAAGAUGGUUACCAGCUUUAUCCAAGUAUUUAUUCACUUGCUUAACUUUACCAAGGCAAAUGAAUAUCUUCAAAGACGCAAGUUUUUAAUAACCAUUCUCAAUGGAAACUCAGUCAUGAUAAUUUAGGACCAAAUACCAUAUGCCAUAUACCAGUAGGACUUAAUGACCAUCUUGGAACUGAAAUAUCAGAUGCCAUAUGCUUCUAGGACUUGACUACAGGUAAGUCUCAAUGAUCAUCUUGGAGAAAAAGAUGAUCAUCUUGAGUAUCUUAGCCAUGUAAUGAUCAUCUUGAGUUCAGCCAGCCGCUUCCCCGCACUCAAGGCUUCCAAUCUUUAAGGUUCCUUAUCAAACCAAAAUCUCAAUCAAAGCCUAUAAAACUAAAUGGAGUUCACAGGUGCUGAACAUCACAGGUGAAAGAAUUCCAGAAGAUUAGUCUAACAAGAUUGUCAAAAUUGCACGGGCAUGAUUCCAACCCAGGACUUGAGAAAAUUUACUUUGAAAUGUCUUUUCCAGUGUCUUCUGCAGAAGCAGAUUCCUAUAGUUCCAUUACAUGGCUGUCCUAAAAGAACCAUCAACUUCCCUCCAAGUUCCAACACACACAAUAAUAUAAAUGAAAUCAAUAAGCUGAAGAAAUAGAACCGGUUCCACUUCCAAAUGAACCAUAAUCAUUGACCUAUGAAGUUAUGGACCGGGACAUGAACACUAGAAUGAACUUAAUCUCUUGUGAUUGAACAAGAUCUAUGCAACCAUACUUCAACAAAACGACUCUUCUUCACUAAUACACUUCAAUACAUUACAGCAGGAUUCAAGAUGUCAAGAUCAGCACAGGUUGCACUUUCACAGAAACGAAAAGGUCAAGGACACUGUCUUCUGAUACAUAUUCAAGCAAUAAAUGAGGAAACUAUAGGCGUACUUGUACAUAUUUCAAGCAUAGGUAGCACUUCGUGUAGGGCUAAUGCCAAAGAAGCUAAGCUGCAGGUUUAUUUGAAAGAAUUAGGUUAACAGAUAUGAUCAGCUGAAAUUAGAGUAAGGUGGAAUAAAAGACGGGUGGGUCGUGGCAACUGGCGCUGGGAAAAAUACCUGAUAUGAAUAAAACAAAUAAUGUCUAAUUGUAGAACCUGGGAUGAAAUUUGCCUCUGAAUCAUACUCAUUAUGCUGUAUACCUUUCACUCUUUGGUGCGGAACCCAUUCUGUGAGACUGAGUUUUAUCAUGUAAGGAACCAGUACAAAACAACGAGACAAUGUUGUAUGCCUAAUCCGAAUGGAAUGUCUAACAUCUCCAUUAGGAUGGAAGCCUCAGUUCAUCUAAAAAUGUUCGUAUAGGGGCAAAUCUUUCAGCGCCUACUGGAACAGGUAGUGCUGAAUUUCAUUACAAUUGACUUCACAACAAGUCCAACUUACCAUAAAAGGGACCUCAAACACCCGAAAAUAAUGGAAAUGAAUAUCAAAAGAAAAUCAAAUACAAAUAAUAUCAGAUUCUUAAGAAAAGCAACAUUACCAAGAAUCAUUUUAAGUUCAUCUACCAUAAAUUUUGAUUUCGCCACUAUAGCAUCAUUACUGCAAUCUACAGUCAGUUUGUACAAGGAUAAGACGUGUGGAACAAAAGCUUGAUACCUAAUUCUUCCACAUGCUUAUACUCCAACAGCAACAUAUUAUGAACUGUCAUGGUUCUGCUGUACUACCACCUAGUGCAAAUGAGAACUGCUCGCGAACUGGUGGAUACUCAACUAGCCCAAUAUCCAUUGCAUAUCCUGCAACCGGCAACUUCAAAUCCCUUAAAACAGUGAAUGCCUCAGCCAUCCGUGGCUUUGGUAUUUCUUCGGCCACAGAACAGUGCGGAAUCCAAGUGUCUGGACGGUAAUCCUCCCCAAUUUCAAUGCCCUCUUUCCUCAUUGCAUCACACAGUUGAUGGUGAAACUGGAGGAGGGCUAAGGAUGGAGUAAUGCCAAGAAAGAGAACAUUUUUGUCAUUAGCAAGGCUUCCAACUGAAGAAAAUGUCAGUGGCAAAGGUUCUUGCUUUGAAGCAAAAUUCUUGACAAUGUUUUCGAGUUUGGCAACAUCCACAAAAGGGCUUGAAAAGAUAGUGAAAUGGGGUCUGGAUUCAAUCUCUAUGAGCUGGUUACUGAUUUGCCGGCGAGCCAACACAUUCCAAGCUUUCAAGACCUGGUUUUCAAGUGCUGGAUCAAAGUAAAGCUCCAAGGCAUAACCUUGUGACAUUGCCUCCAAAUUCAAUUUCCUACCACAAAAUUGCAAGGGGAAAAAAAACAUAUUUCAGGCAUUUAACAUCACUUGGUCGCAACUGAACCAAUUUCACAUAAUAACUGCCGGCACAAAAACCAAUCGAACUUAUAGAACGAAAUGAGAUCUCUAUGGCCCCACCAAAAACAAUGGGGCUUCAAAAUUGAAUUCUUAAAAAACAAAACAAAACAAUAAGGGGAAACAAAAAACAGGUUCAAAACAUUCAAUCUCAAUAUAAACCCUAAGAAAUCAAAGAACGCAGAAGUUAGAACUCACCCAAUUGAGACCGAAGACGGAAAAAGCUUGCACACGGCGAAAUUGGAACCCAAUUAGAGAAUUAAGUCAAUAAAUUAUGGAUCGAAUAAGGAACAAAAGCUUAUCGAACUGGGCUGCUUCAAGAGAUCAAGAAAAAACACAUGGGAGAACAGGUGAGAAGAUAAAGGUGUGGAAUUUAGGAUUUGGGACGUAUACACAAAGAGAAAAGAAAAACAAGAGGAAUAAACUAUAAAGAGAACCCAAGGUGGACUGAAAGGGGCUUUGAAAUUUGAACGAAGAAGCUGAUUUCUUGGGAGGAGCUUUCUAAAGUUAAUGCAAGAAUCUUCCUUAGCUUGUUACUUUGUUAUUAGUUGAUUUCGGCCGGAAGAGUGGAAGACAAAAGUACAACCACCAGACCUGAUUUUUUUACUGCCUCCAUCGAUUUUCUGUGCACAGUGAAAACUUUUGUAAAAGUAGGAGUGCGUGGACGUUGUAUUUUUUUAACUUUUGCUAGAGAAGUAACAAAAUUUCUGCUCACCAAUAUAAAACGUGCAUUUUUACUUACUACAUUGACUAGGCCAAACACACACACAAUGAAUUUUGGCUGUAGUUCAU
Molecule: messenger RNA, 5239 nt
Organism: Oldenlandia corymbosa var. corymbosa
Lineage: Eukaryota; Viridiplantae; Streptophyta; Magnoliopsida; Gentianales; Rubiaceae
Source: the annotation of a GenBank genome assembly